AUGGUAGAUACGCAUCCAGGUAAACGGUUGAUUUUGUCCCCCAGCCGUCUAAUAUGCAUCGUUACUCUGACGGUUGCAUCAUUAUGCCGCCCGGCGGCAUCCGUCAUUAUAAGCCCUGUGCGACAGUGUGUUGAUCAGGGAGGGAAGCCAGUAACUGAAGGUGACUGCCAGUGGCGGUCUCAUACAAACAUCGAUGUUAAGGGUGGUGAGGAGAGUGUCAGCUAUGUUCUGCGCCGCAAGGACAAUCCCAAUAGCGGCCUGUAUAUUCACAUACAGACCUCCGAAACUGCAUUAAAUUAUGGGCUAGAAUAUGUUAUGGAUGUUCCACGUAUGUACCGCGAACACAACCGAAGUCUUACUUAUGGUCAAAUGCAAGGACAAUGUGAUAAUUGCGAUGCGAUUUCACUAGAUGCCUGUACAACUGAAGAUGACAUUCCCCCUCCACUAAAGGGCCAAUUCAAGAACAAGGUUUGCUGCAUUUGCAAUGUCAACGCACAUGAUGGAUCGGCCCGUGAAAAUUUUAGCUGUUCGGGCAUAUCUUCCUACUUUAUGUAUGGUAAAUGUGUGAGCAUGAGUUGUUUGGAGGCCGUGGGACCUUGGUAUUCUAUUUAUAAACCGGCCUACCCACCUGACAUAUAUCGGAGAAUAUUUGUGGACGUCUACGCAUUUGAUGGUGACGAUGGCGUGAUUCCAGAUGUUGCUACAAAGGGUUACCAUUUCAGUGAGAAUGAGGAAGAGAGACGUUACUUAAAAGAGCCCGUUUACAAAGACAACCACUACAAGUUCACAAUAUCUGCCAACGCACUGGCUUUUAAAAACGAGGAGCUGGACAUCAAAGUGACUCUUAUCAAACAACAGUGGUUGGAUGGUAAUGCUCCCCAGAAGCUUGAGAAAUAUGUCGCCGUGCCAACGUGGCCCGAGAGUGAUGAGACUGUACAGGGUAGCUCGCUGAAGUAUGAUUGUGAGCAAGCUUCCCGAGAAGAGCAUAUAUGUGAGCAUGGCCAAGAUGCACAGUGUCGUAUGGAAAGGUGCGCGCUUAAUGUCCGCGCCAUAGAAGCCGACGCCAUUGACACCACCGGAACGCAGUGCGACAAGAUCGGUGUUUCAAUGGGCACCUGGGGUAACGAAGGCCGACUCUGUAACACAAGUAAAAAUAGUUGCAUACAAAAUCAGCUGGGCUGGUAUCUUGAUGAGAAGGGCGACAAGGCACGGUUACCCAAAUUAUACGGUGCACAACCUAUGUUGGCACACAAGAGGGUUGCUCCCCCGGCAAAACCUCUCGCUUCAAGUAAAGCAGCGGCUCCGGGCCCCAAGACUGCACUUAAACUAACCAUAUCCGAAGAAGAAGAAGAAGAUGACGAAGAUGACGAAGAUGACGACGACGAUGAAAUUUCUGAGUGGCAUGAUGAUACCGUUUCUCAUGCCAUCGCCUAUUCCGUGGGUGCAGCCGAUACAUCUCGUAUCGAAAUAGACACCUUUGAGGCCACUGUAACGCUUAUUAUUGCUGAAGCCGUAGGAUUUAUUGUCAGCGCAAAGGUUGAUGGAACAUGUGCGAUUGCAAGCGAUUCUAUCUGCAGAAUAAUGAUUGUUACCAAGAAUGUAGGGGAAAUACGCGCAUCCUUCAGUCACCGUAUCCAUUGCUACGACGCUGAUGGUCUUAGUCAGACUGAAGUGGCGUCAGCAGCCGAGCAUAGCGUCUCUGUGGAUCCUAAUAGUACAGCAUCUUCUGCGAUUCCUCUAAACAUAUUGGCAAGUGGAAAUUCGGAUAAGAUCAAUUGCAACAUCGAUUUGUUUUCUUCUACUGUAACCCUUCUUGAGACAGUAACUAUACAAGUGACUCUUUCUGGGCCAGUCGCAACAAUGGGAAUGGACGUUCGGUCGUACGACAGCAUAACUGAUACUUCACAGGAGAAUCACACUGUGAAAGUUGACGAUAUCCCAGUGAGCAAUCAAUGCAACUGUACUGGUUUUGCUGUAGCAUGUUUCUUUGGUAAUUUCAAGAGUUGUAUGGGCUACGCAUUCAACAAAUACUACACCUGGUUUGUGGUUGGUAUAUCAGCUAUCAGCGUCGUCGUCCUCUUACCUGUUCUGAUCCCACUUGGCAGUUUGAUUAUAAACAGAAUCAGUGCGAGUAUAGCUCGCUCUCGCAUUGCCGCUCAACAACGGCGUCAACUUUUGGCGGAGCGUUCAACGCACCUAUCAAAUGACGUGUAA
Molecule: messenger RNA, 2214 nt
Organism: Babesia sp. Xinjiang
Lineage: Eukaryota; Apicomplexa; Aconoidasida; Piroplasmida; Babesiidae
Exons: 6
Coding region: 1-2214 (737 amino acids)
Source: RefSeq, a predicted model, not a curated record